This is a messenger RNA of Trypanosoma rangeli, 432 nucleotides long. RefSeq lists its product as uncharacterized. The transcript has a single exon. NCBI's taxonomy places the organism in Eukaryota, Euglenozoa, Kinetoplastea, Trypanosomatida, Trypanosomatidae. The record is from RefSeq and is a predicted model, not a curated record. The coding region runs from base 1 to 432 and encodes 143 amino acids.
AUGGUGAGCGUGAUUGGUUCCGGCAACCACAGCGAGGACGAUCAGUCGGCGGGUAGGUUGAAGUGGAUUCUGAUCCUCCUCGUUGGUCUCGGCAUGUUGGCCCUCUCAUUGUUUGUGGCAUGCGUUUGGUUUUGCUUUCACUGUAUGCGCAGGCCUCUGGGAGGCAUGCCUAUCGUCCGGCCCCAUUCGCAGCUUCGCAGCAACGCUUUGGCACAGCAGGACCAGGCGCCGGUUGGGGAGGAAGAGCCGGAGACGCUGCAGGGCCACGCUUUAGAGAACCGCGUCCGCGCCCGUCGCCAUCGUGGCCCCUACUCGUACCAUCUUCCAGACGGACACACCACCGUUCACAUCGACGACUUCAGUGCCCUUCCUGAGGCCAAGCCGCCGCCACCAACGGAGGAGGAAGUGCAGCGUCGGCGAGAGGAGGCAUAG